Dovyalis caffra is the source of this 219-nucleotide messenger RNA. NCBI's taxonomy places the organism in Eukaryota, Viridiplantae, Streptophyta, Magnoliopsida, Malpighiales, Salicaceae. The record is from the annotation of a GenBank genome assembly.
AUGGAGGAGAUCCAAGAAGUAACCGGUGUUAUGAAAGGCAUAGCACAAGCAAUUCCGAAAACUAAUCGUCGUAUUUGGACGGAAGAAGAAAUCUUUGCUGCGAUGGAAAAGCUCGAUUUGAAAAGUACAUCGCUCUUAGAUUCGGUUGAUUGGCUUGUAGCUCAUCCGAGCCUCAUUGGGACAUUUUUUACAUGUCCGAAAGAUCUUCACAUGGAAUGA